Messenger RNA from Dermacentor silvarum, 1587 nucleotides. RefSeq names its product annexin A7-like. Gene Ontology annotation, molecular function: calcium ion binding; calcium-dependent phospholipid binding. Gene Ontology annotation, cellular component: cytoplasm. The transcript has 9 exons. The record is from RefSeq and is a predicted model, not a curated record. Lineage: Eukaryota; Metazoa; Arthropoda; Arachnida; Ixodida; Ixodidae. Bases 1 to 1587 code for a protein of 528 amino acids.
AUGGUGGUUGCAGAACGGACGGCGCUCUUUACUAUGCUGCAGGCCAGCCAAGGGGUGCAUUGUUUCCAGGCGGGCUCCGGCAUGAAGGGCACCUCUGGUAAUGCCAACCGGGGCUACGCCCCCCCGCCUUACUCGCCGCGCUACACGACAUCAUCGUCCUCCUACCCGCCAGGACCCCCGGGAUCGGCGGGUUUCGAUGGUCUCCAACGGCCGUCGGGCGCGCCGCCGCCAGGUUUCGCGGUUUCGUCGUCCACCGCAACUGAGAGAGGGUAUCCGCCGACAAUGAGCCCAGGCUCAACAGCAGGGCAAUAUCCACCUUCCCAGCCAGGAGGUUAUCCGCCUCCUCAGCCAGGAGGUUAUCCGCCUCCUCAGCCAGGAGGGUACCCGCCUCCUCAGUCAGGAGGUUAUCCGCCUCCUCAGCCAGGAGGUUAUCCGCCUCCUCAGCCAGGAGGUUAUCCGCCCAGAAAUUCUUCAGUGACAAUGCUUAUGCCUGGAGCACCCCCUCUGUCUCCCUUGAAUGAAGCGCCCUCCUUCCCUGAGCUGCCGACGCAAGCAAGAUCGUUUCCGACCCCGUCGUCGUCAUCAACGUCAAUCGGCGAUCCAACCGACAAAUACCCCUCGCCAAGCGCUCUGUUUCCCGUCAGUGCGCGGCCUCGUUACGAGACGCCGACUGCUGCCGUUUACCCUGCGAGCGAUUACAGUUCGAGCAGCCGCGCUGCCAGCGGUUACUAUUCCCUCGGAUACGCUUCUCCCGCGACCGGUGCGCAGUAUGCAUCGGCGUCUAGCGGAACCACCUCGGGCGGAACGAAGGACUUAAUGGGCGACGCGAAGUCUACUGUGCGCAGUAACUUCGAGGACGUUAUAAUGGGGCUACUCUACCCGCUGCACGAGUACCUGGCUCGCCAGCUCCGCAAAGCCAUCGUUGGCCUGGGCACCGACGAGGAGUGCCUCAUCGAAAUACUCUGCACGCACAGCAACGAAGACAUCCGGCUCAUCAAGGAUUACUACCGCCGGAUAUUUAAAAAAGAACUAGAGACGGACGUCAUUGGUGACACAUCUGGUGAUUUUCGGCGUCUACUGGUGUCAAUGUGUAAUGCUCAGCGGGAAGAAGACACUCCCUUGGAUCAUGACCGUGCACGUAAUGACGCUGCUCUGUUGUACCGGGCGGGCGUACUGCGCUGGGGCACGGACGUGUCGGCGUUCAACCGCAUCAUCGCCAGCCAGAGCUACGAGCAGCUGCGCCUCGUGUUCCGCGAGUACAACGCGCUCGCCAACCACACCGUCAUGGAGGCCAUCAAGAGCGAGAUGAGCGGAGACCUCCGCAGGGGAUUCCUCGCCAUCGUGAAAUGCGUCUACAGUCCGCCCUUUUAUUUUGCCGAAAAGCUCUACUACUCUAUGAAGGGACUCGGCACCAAUAACAAAGUGCUCAAGCGAGUGAUAUUGUCACGGUGCGAGAGGGACUUGGAGCUCAUUAAAGAAGAGUACUUCGACAAAUACAAGGUGACACUGGCCAGUGCUAUUCAGGCAGCUGCGCUACAGCUGCGCGCCGACGACCCGACCCUCCGCCAGUAUGAUGGCUCCAUCUAG